Diabrotica virgifera virgifera (western corn rootworm) is the source of this 13209-nucleotide messenger RNA. RefSeq lists its product as uncharacterized. Bases 185 to 2692 code for a protein of 835 amino acids. Lineage: Eukaryota; Metazoa; Arthropoda; Insecta; Coleoptera; Chrysomelidae. The record is from RefSeq and is a predicted model, not a curated record. The transcript has 5 exons.
ACUAAAGACUGAAGAAUAUCGCGGACAUCGGUGAGCAGUACAUGUACAUGUACAUUCUCAAAUCUCCAGUCUUGUGAGAACCUUCUUCGUAUCUAGUUCGCUAAUUUCGCUCUUCCUGAUGAAGUUUAUGACAGGUUGGUUACAAUGAAAUAAUGUGAACGUGGUUUCGCGAGUUGGACGUGAUAUGGAGACUUUUAAUUGUAUGCCUAUUAUCACCAAAUCUAAACCGAGGCCUAACUUAACGGGGCAUUUUUAUCAUAAUGUGCCGAGGAAUAUGCGAACAGUUGGGAGCGAAUAUACUGUAGAAAACUCGACAGGUAUACGAACGAUAUCAUCGCGUAAUCAUGGCAAAUAUCCCUGGCAAGAACGAUCUCCACCGACAUCAGUUGCCUGUAUUGGAGUCGAACAAAAGACUCCAAAGGGUAAAUUAUGUUCCAUCACGUUAGCCAUAGCUUCCUUUGUAGUUCUAGUAGCUGUUCUAGUAAUUGCUGGUCUCGCAUUAUACAUGGGGGUGUUACACACGAAUACUCCAAAUGCACUUCUUACAUUUAGCUGUAGUGCAAAAAUCUUGAAAGGAGAUAGGUUUAUAGGAUCUUUCCAGGACAAGGCACGUAGAUAUAAAAGAAACUUUGAAACCAUGUAUCAAAGGAGUAUAUUAGGCCAAGCGUUUAUAUCUUGUAUUAUAGAAAAAUUUGGAAAUGACACAUUAACAAUAUAUUUUAAACUAACGUUCAAUCGCAUGAAAUUGUCAAGGAAUGUCUCAAAUAUUGAGAAAGCCAUUAAGGAUAUCCUCAUAACAGAUGCAAUUUCUAGACAUUCUGUAUUCAAAAAUAUUCGAUUUGAUCCAAAAUAUAUAACCGUAAGACAAGUAUUGAGUAACGACAUCAUUCAUCAAAUAAAUCUAAAUCCUUCUCUUAUUACACCAUCUGAUCAUAUGAUCAAAGGAACUGUUCCUGCAAAAACUAACGUAGUUUUAAGGUCUUAUACUAAUAAGACUUCAGCAACAAUUGCAGUUUCUACUAAUAAACCAGCUGAACCAGUAAUGAAAUCAGUACCUGAACAUACAGAUCAAAUUAAAGAACACCACGUGCCUUUGAUCCAAGGUUCUUUUAAAAUAAGUAAAACUGAUGCUGAUAUUACCGAGAAAAAGAUUGAGCAAUCUACUGUUAAAUUCAAACCUGAAAAACCUACACAAGCUUUUAGCAAAAAAUCCACUUUUAAAGAAUCAUCUAUUACUAGUGCGUUGUAUAAAAUGGGAGCUGUAGAAAAAGUUACCAAGCAAUCUGCACUGCCUAUAGAAAAUACAAAUUCAGUAUCAUCGACAACUACAAGUACAAUUAUACCGCCCACAACAACCGUAACAACUAAUAAAAUAAUGUAUCUUCCUGAAUCGUCUGCUAAACCUGUAUUCUUGUUAAAUCCCUUUGACGAUGCUCCUUGGAUUCCAAUUCUACCAAACAUGUCACCUUUUACAGAUAAACCUACUAAUUAUAAACACAAUGAAUUUCUAAACAAUCCAUAUUAUUUAAGGUCAACUCUAACACCUUUAGCUGAGCAAAAUCAACCUGUUUACACUAGUUUUACCAACUUGGGAUUGUCAGUAAACUUUAAUGAUGCAGAGAGAUUGGGAUCGACAAGUUUAAAAAGUCAUCCUAUUCCAGUAAACAAAAUACCACAAAUUGAAGAUUCGACUAAUCCAACGAAACAAGACAUUUUUUCUAACUUCAAUAAUGAAAAAUUUAGUCAAACGUCGUAUGUAAGUUAUACAGACUCAUCUCCGCUAAAACAAGUCACUCAUAGCACUAAAAAUGAGGAAGUUAGCGAAUUUCCUAUAAUGACAGCUAAACCAAACUCCAUGGAAUUUGUUAUAAUCGAAACUCUUCAGAAUGUUCCCAACAAAAAGGAAGACUCGGAAGAUAAGAAACAACAAUUAAUUAAAAAUAUAUCUUCUAUAUUUCGUACCUUAGCAUCUUCACCAGAUGCCUCUAGAUUAAAUUUUUCUUCCAUACAGACUACUUCUAUUAACCCUAAAGAAGAAGAACAUUUUUCGGGUCAAGGACAAGUAGAAGUUGUAGUGGAUGAUGUUGAUGAUUUAGUGCUGCACACGACAAAAAAUUCACUGAUAACUUUACUUCCUGUUAAGUCUAAUUCAGGUAUUGGGAGACCAAUACGAAAAAGACCAUUUCAAUCUGCAGAGGACAGAAUGGCCGCGGAAAACAGGAGUUUUCCUAACCAGCCCCCACAAGUAAAUUUUAAGCCAGUAAUAAAUAACAAGGAUGUGAAACGAGCUAAUGAUGAUUUUAAAAUAAUGGGCACAUUAAAUUUUGCUACUGAAGAUUCUCUAGAAAAUAAUAAUUACUCUGACAUUGUAAGGUAUCCUAAAAUGGAAGUAGAAGUGCCCUUAGAAAAGUUUCAAUCUGAUUCAAUUGUUUAUGGUAAAAACGAGACUGAAUUCAAUAAAACUCAUGGUUAUAAUACUCUAACAGCAGAAGAAAUUAGGAAAUUAUCAGAGAUUAGCAAAAUUACAGAUAAUUCAAGUUCUGUAAAUAAAGCACCUGUAAUUUCUAACAAAGGCAUAUUUUCAAGUUACACCAAUCUCAACGGACUUAAAAUACUAACUAAACCUCACAUGAAGAUCAAUUUAUCCCCCAUCGACAAAACUGGAAAAGGAAAUGUCUCAGGUCGUCUAUAAAAGAAUCCAGUCUUCUCAUAACAUUGGGACUUCUUCGAACCGCUACGCGUGUCAUAUCCAGUUGUGCAGUAACAGCUUGCGGACCAAGUAUAUAGUAUAUUUUAGAUGAAUGCAGCUUUUUCUGGUCUUGUAUGCAUUAAAAUUAGACACUUGAACACUGACUAUACUUGUAGGUAUUGCGUUGACCCGGCGAGUCAGCAAUCUUAAACUUUUGGCCAAGAAAGUCAAUAGCGCCCAAUCUAAGAGGAGGAAUGGAACUAGAGAGAGAUAGAGAGAGAACUAUACUUGUAUAUAAGAUGGAAGGCAACCAUAAAUAUGUAUUUCUGAUUAUUUGAUAGUCAUCAGUAUGGUACAGCCAAGUUAGAAAAGGAGAACAUUAACUAUGUGUAUAUGUUACAGUUCAAGUUGAUUCUCAGUUAGAGUUGACUCCAACUAGUUGGAGUCAACUCCAACUGAAACGAGCAGUAAAAGUUGAUUUUAAAAAUUUAAAUCAACUUUUACUAGUUGGAGUUGACUCUUCCUGGAUCGAUUCAGUAAAUGUUGAUUAUACGAGAAUCUCAAGUGCAUUUUUGAUGAGUGUGCGUUUCUUUGUUUUGACCGUUUCAACUACUUAUUAGUAUAGUCUGUAACGUCGCCCCCGUUAGGUAAAUUAUUCUGAUUCGAUUUUUUGCACAAACUUACUCAAAGAAAUAUGUACAUCCGUAUAACAAUCCUUAUAACAAAUACACAGGGUGUCACGCGGUACCGCGGUCGAAAAAUUGUUUAAUCAAUUUUUGUUAACCAAAUUCACAAAAAUAAUUUUUAUCUACUCUAUCUCAUAUUAUGUAAAGCAGCGGUUCUCAAUCUGUGGUACAUGUACCACUGGUGGUACAUAUCAUUAUUUGCGGUGGUACACAAAACACACAAAAACAUAAAAUAGUAGUACAUAGUAAGUCUUGAUUAUACAAUCUAAAAAUAUAGAAAUAUAAUAAAAGAAACUUUAGAUGGUACAUGACUCAAAAAGAUUGAGAACCGCUGAUGUAAAAGUUUUAAUGUGUGAAAAUUGUAAAUAUAGAUAGCAGUGCAUGAAGGGUUUAAAGUGUGUCUGAAGUAACAAUGUAUUUUAAAUGUGUUUUACUUUUUCGCACUGUUUUUUAGCACACUUUCAUAUAAUUAAACAUCCUUAACUUUCGCCUUCGGGAGGAAAUCAGACACGCCCUUGCAACGGCAACUGAAAUGCUCACAAAACAGCGACCACGGAAGCAAAUAUGGAUGACAGAGGAAAUAUUGGAUUUAAUGGAUGAAAGAAGAAAAUGAAUAUUACCACCCUUGGAUUAUAAGCUUUCAUUUGACACCUCAUUUGUCAUAUCGGAAAAGAAAUGAAAGGCAGAAUUUACAAAUCAGUCAUCAGACCAAUAAUGACAUACGCGGCAGAAACACAACCCGACACAGAGAGGACAAAAAGAUUGCUCGAAACAGUCGAGAUGAAAACCCUUCGAAAAAUCGAUAGUAAGACUCUAUGGGACAGAGCUAGAAGUACAGAUAUACGACGGAGAUGCAAGGUGGAUAACAUUAAUAACUGGGUAAUAAACAGAAGAAUAGAAUAGAAUGACCACAUAAGUCGAAUGACAACAAAUAGGGUAGUCAGGACAGCGAGAGACGGUUCCCCAAUAGGAAGACGUUCAGUGGGAAGACCACGAAAACGAUGGAACGACAACUUACUAGAGGCACAUUGAAAAAACAGACAAAGUAAUGUCUAUACAAAAAGAAGAAGAUUUGUCAAUCUACCUGUUAUAAUGACGAAGGAGUUAUAUUCGCGGACGGACGGACAGACAGCCUAGGUUAAAUUUGUCACCUUUAGUACCAUCCUUGGAUAUUAAUCUUUCAUUUGACACCUCAUUUUUUGUCAUUCUACCUGUUAUAAUUAACGAGGAGGUAUACUCGCUGUCGGACAGAUGGUACCAGGCAGUACCGUGGUCGAAAAAUUGUUUAAUAGUUAAAAAUUCUCGUUGGAACUUUACCGCGCUGAGCAGAUGGGACGUGAAUUGUAAAUUGUAGAAUUCCCUCAUCUUCCUUAGUCUCAGCAUCCGUAUGGCUUGCAAAUUGUAGAAGCCUCGGAGGUGUAACCAGAGAAGGUUCCCAUUGUUUUCAUUCUGGUGGGGUGUAGAAUAGCAUUAUGUUGUUUUAUAUGCCAUUAGAGUGAAAACUUAGUCUUUUUGCUAGCAGUUGCCGCUAGGGCAUCUAUGCCAUUUCGUUCGUUGCAAUCCGGGACUGCACGCUGGGGUUUGUUUUGGUUGGAUCGGGGAGAGCAGCAUAUGUGCCUCCUGAUGAGAGACUAAUAAGUUUCGAAACCGGUAGGGGUGCUUGCAGCACUCUCUGAUUGGACUAGAAUAUGGUUCGGCUGUAUUUUCGUUUUGCAACGAAAUUGAAAAUGGUUAUUCAUUUUUGAUUUACAUUUACUCUGUGUGGAGUAUGAAGGGAACCAUUCUCGUUGGAACUUUACCGCGCUGAGCAGAUGGGACGUGAAUUGUAAAUUGUAGAAUUCCCUCAUCUUCCUUAGUCUCAGCAUCCGUAUGGCUUGCAAAUUGUAGAAGCCUCGGAGGUGUAACCAGAAAAGGUUCCCAUUGUUUUCAUUCUGGUGGGGUGUAGAAUAGCAUUAUGUUGUUUUAUAUGCCAUUAGAGUGAAAACUUAGUAUUUUUGUUUAAUAGUUAUUUAUGUACGAAGUCAGUAAAGUGGCUCUUUAUCGAACGAGUCUGAUAUUACGAGCAGGGCAAGCGAAGCGAGCAACAGACGCGUUCGAUAAAGAGUAUUGAGGUGGUGCGUACAAAAUUGUAUCGUCAAUCAUAAAAAACAUUAACACUUACAAUUUUGAGGAAAUUUUUUUAAUUUUAGACGAAAUAAAAAAUUCGUAUGACAGUAAUGACAGAUGACUUUUGCAUGAUGGCCGGUUUUGAUGUUUAAUCGAUAGUUAUCAAUAUUGUAUACCUACCUAAUUAGUAAAUCUGUAAAGUUUUGAUUUAUUUUGUAUGAAUAUAAUUGCGAAACACUACAUAAUUUUACUUUUUGACAUAAAUUUUAUUAAUAAUAAGACAAAUUUUGUACAAUAUUUUUAAUAAUUAAAGUAAAUAAAUUUUAAUUUCACUCAAAUAAAUAAUCGAUUGCUGCCAUUGACCACUUACAUUCAAUCUCGGUUAAUUUGAUUAAUAAUCGCGGCAGGUAAAGUAACAUUCUUCUGUCAAUACAACAAAGUGUUACUUUACUGCCGAAAAUUAGGGCAAAUGAGUACAAUAAUGAAUGAUUUUAGUGACGUUUGGCGAUAAACAAUGAUUUUACACAAAUUCGCAAAAAUAAUUUUUGAAGUUAUACUUCUUUACCGGCGAUAGAGGGUAAAUUUUUAUAUGGGAAAACCUAGCGACCGGGCUCAUGCGCAUUAUAACUUUGUUCUGAUUGGAUGUUCAAAUGACAUGUCAAAAAUUAUUCAAUAUGGUGGCUGUGGCACAGCUGUAGUUAGAUUAUUUAUAUGGUUGUUGCGUUUUAAAAUUUGUGUGAAAAGAAACAACAAACAAAAGUUAGUUAAUAGUUAUACUGCCUUUUUAAAUAGUUUUCAUAUACCUAUAUUUUUGGACUUUUGGACUAUUUUGGACAAGGAAAACUCAUUCUAAUUUGGUAAGUACCUAGUUUUUAUUAUAAUCAUAUUGUAAUUAUACAUUUGGAUUAGGUUGAAAUACAUACAUUUAUUUUCUCAAGAAUGCGGAUUUUAGAGAGAAAUCCCAAAUUAGGUUCGAUUUUUAUUUUUAAAUUAUGAUUUUUUGGCGUAGAUUUAUUUAUGUAGUAGGUAUGUAAUGCUUUGAUUUACAUACUUAAUUUGAUUACCAACAAAAGUUCUACCAAUCUUCAUCUAAUAUAUUGUUUUCUUACUGUUUUGUUAUAUUUUUAUAUUUUCUUCCACAAAAUUUAAACUACAUAAUUUUCAAAACAAUUGUCAAACAGUAAAACGUUCAGUUACCGUAUUUUUCCACAUGAUAAAUAAUGUGCGAUUGGACGAGUGAGUCUACGCUUCGAUUACGAGUCAAAGCGGCACGAAAUUCAAGGGUUCAAUUCCCGAUGCAAGUUUUAUUUUUUUAUGCAUAUUAUGAUUGUAAGUAUAUUUGUUAUAUAAUUUUUUUUUCAGCAAAUGCGUAUUUAAAAUUUUUGCCAACAAUUAUUAUCGUCCAGAAAUCAUUUUUUCUUUGUGGCAUUUUUCAAUGUGUUUGUGUGCGUUUUAUUCUUUAAUUUUUUUAAAUUUUUGGUAUAGUCUUAAAAAUCACAUAAUAUGUAGUAGAAGUAUAACUUCUUACGUGCGUACAAAGUACACACACAUUCUUUUUUUCACUUCGUACAAAUUUUCUUUAGAUCCUUUGGGCCUUUUUUCUCUAAAAUUGACUGCUGUCGAGUUAUUAGCGACUUAAAAUUUGAAAAACGCCAAAAUAACCAUUUUCAAGGUUUAAUAACUCGGUUAAAGAUAAUUAUUGUGAAAGUCGAGCGAGCGGCCGUGGAGUAACGGCAUAAUCGCUGGCCUCAUACGCCAGUGCACGUGGGUUCGAGCCCUGCCAAAGACAAACCAUUUUCAUUUCCAAUAAUGACACGAGCCGUCUCACCGUGUCUCGGAGAGCACGUUAAGCCGUCGGUCCCCCUGGGCUAGUGUACAUCAACACUAGUUACUUGAAACAGGGUUAAAGGUGUAAUUGGCGCCGGAACUGUCCGAAAGGCAAAAAUGCCAUACGAUAUUAUAUAUUAUGAAAGUCAGAAACUAAAAAAAUCAACGAUUAAAGCUACCUCUAUAAGAUCCUGAAGAAAUUUUUGUCAUUAUUUCAUUAAUAAGAUAUUAUUUUUAAUUAUCAACAAUGAGCGCUAAGCGUGUAUUGAGGCGGCCGUCAAUGUGAGUGCGAGUGAGAUUCACCAUUGGACGGCCGGAAUGGUGCAUCUCUUUAGCACUCACCAUUGACGGCCGCCUAAUACGCACUUAGCGCUCAUUGUUAAUAAUUAAAGAUAAAGCUUAGUAAUCAAAUAGUGACAAAAAUUUCUGCUGGAUCUUGUAGAGGGGGCUAUAAACUUUGAUUUGGUUACUUUCUGACUUUCAUAACAAUGGAUUUUAACCGAGUUAUUAAGCCUUGAAAAUGGCUAUUUUCGCAUUUUUCAAAUUUUAAAUCGCGUAUAAGUCGACAACAAUCAAUUUUGGAGAAAAAUCACAAAAUACCUUUUUUUGCUCAGAAUAACCCAAAUGAUCUAAAAAAAAAAUUGUUCGAAGUGAAAAAAUUAUUUUUGUGAAUUUGUCUAAAAAAAAAUUGUUUAAACAAUUUAUCGAUCAAGGUACUGCCUGGCACCCAGUAGAUUUGUUACAAAGAGUACCUGGCACCCAGGUACUAUUCAGUAACAUUUAAUUUCUAGAAUCGGCUGUUUGUGUGAAUCAGAAUCAACUUUUACUAAAUGGCAUUGGGAAGAGUAUACUUUAACUAGUUGGAGUCUACUUUUACUAGUAAAUGUUGAAUAUAAAUCUUCAUUUUAUAUUUAUAAUUUAUAAUCAACUUUUACUGAAACCAGCCGUUAGAGUUGACUCGAACUAGUAAAAGUCAACUCCAACUGGAUAAUCAACUUGAACUGUAACAUAUAUAAUAGGUUUAAGAAGCAUUAUAGAUCUAGAUCAACAAUAUCAUUAAAGAAAAAACUAGCUUAUGGGUAUUUCUUUUCAAACUCUGAAAAUAUAGCUCGUGACAGUUGGAAAGUUAUAAACUAUCACAGAAAUAAAGUUCAAAAUAAAAAAGUUGUUCCUAGUACGAUCUCAUCAAACGAUUUCAAUAAUUACUUUAUAUCAGUAGCUAAAAAUAUAAGAGGUUCUUUUAGUUCUACAAAUGAAAAUGUAGCUAUAGAUAUUUUGAAAGAUGUACAAUCUCCUUGCCACUCUUUAUUUUUACUACCUGUUACUGAUAUUGAAAUCAGAAAUGUUUUGCGUGGCUUGAAAAAUUCACAUUGUACAGAUUUUUAUUUCUUAAACAAAAAAAUAAUUGUUGAAACUAUUGAUAUUGUUAUUGACAAAUUAGUUUUACUUUAUAAUAAUUGCCUUAUUGAGGGGAUUUUCCCAGAUGUACUAAAAGUAACAAAAGUGUUACCACUAUUCAAAAAUGGGUCCUUAGAUGAAAUUGGAAAUAAUCGUCCCAUCUCUACCAUUCCCAUUUUCGGUAAAAUUUUUGAAAGUAUUCUUAAUAUGCGUUUGAUAGAAUAUCUAGAUAAACACAAAAUACUUCACUGUAAUCAAUAUGACUUUAGAAAAAAGUGCAGCACUACACAAGCUAUACAAAAAAUUGUGAGAGAUAUAGUAGACGGCUUGGAGGAAGGUCAUUUAGUGUCUUUGACAUUGUGUGAUUUAUCCAAAGCUUUCGACUGUGCCUCGCAUAAAUUACUGUUGGAAAAAAUGCAUAAAUAUGGUAUAAGGGGAACCACUCUCAAUAUAUUUAAAUCUUAUUUAACAAAUAGAAAACAGGCAAUUUUUCUUAAUAAUACCUAUUCUGAUUUGAACACGGUCGAAUACGGGGUUCCUCAAGGUUCAAUACUAGGACCCACUUUGUUUCUUAUUUAUCUGAACGAUCUAUUUCACUACACUUUUCCCAUAAAAUGUGUGUGCUUUGCAGAUGAUACCACUCUCAUAAAUACUGACAUUAAUCAGCAUAAUUUGAAAAUUAAAAUAGAUAGUGAUACUCAGAAAGCAAAAAACUGGUUUUUGCAUAAUGGUCUGAAGCUCAAUGAAGACAAAAAUCAGAAUUUGAUGUUUAGUUCUGAUCGGAAGUAUGUCUUAGGAAAUAGUGUUAAACUCUUAGGAAUUUUCCUCGAUGAUAAUUUGGACUGGAGUGCUCAUACAGACCACUUAAGUUCUAAACUUGCUACAACUAUAUUUUUGAUACGCAACUUAGUUUUUAUGAUCCCUAAAAGUACCCUUAGAAUGAUCUGCUUUGCACUGUUCCAUAGCCAUUUAAAGUACGGAAUAACUGUUUGGGGUGGCUCUUGUUACGCAGACAGAAUUUUUAAAUUACAAAAGAAAGUAGUGAGGAUACUUGCAGGAGCAGAGUAUAGGGAACACUGUAAACCUUUAUUUCAGGAGUUAGGUAUUAUGUCAUUACCUUCACUCUAUAUAUAUGAGACGCUGAUUGAAAUUCAUUCCAACAAAAGUAAGUUUAACAUAAACUCCAACUUCCAUGAUUACCAUACAAGAUCGAGAGAUGCUAUUAGAGCACAACGUUUUAGGUUGACAAAAAGUAUAAAAAACUCAACUGAUGUUAAUUUGUACAAUAUUUUGCCAGAUGAUUUAAAAAGUCUUCAUUUACAGUCGUUUAAAACUAAAAUAAAAUCACACUUUUUAAAACAUUGUUUUCACACAAAGACAGAGUACUUAGGUAUAUACCGCUUUUAUACAAUAGUAAUACUAGUUUGGUCAGGUUUUUUUGCCGAUUAUGACGAUAUUUCAUGUUUUUAUGUUUAUUUCGUGUCUUUACGUUUUUAUAUACAGGGUGAGUCAUGAGGAACUGUACAUACUCCUACCUCGUAUAGAGGCUCCUAUGGGGAAUAACAAAUGACCAUUAAAAGUGUCUGCUCCCAUUGUUUAAUAAUAUACAGGGCGAGUUUCGCAUUUUGACAGAAAUUUGUAUUCGUCAUAAUUUUUGAACUGUCAGAUCGAUGUGUCUCUUAUUUUGGCAAAUCGUUACACUAUUACCACCUAAUCAACUGAUUUAUUCAAACUAGAAAAAAAUCAGGUCCGGCUUUAAAAAAUUAGUUCGUUUGGGUCUUACAAAAAACUUCACCCUGUAUACGCUUUUUGAAAACUCUAAUAUGAAUUUUACAAAUUAGACAAAUAGGCAAUUAAAAUGGCAUAUUUAUUUUUCCCCACACGAUUACUUAAUUUUUUAUAAAAAAAUCAAAUUUGACUAUGAAUUAAAAGUUGGUAAAGUGAACCAUAGAUUUAAAAAAAUUAACUUUUAUUACAAAAAUUAAUUUUUUUUUAAACAAAUAUUUAAUUUAUGUUACCACCCAAUCAACUGAUUUAUUCAAACUAGAAAAAAAUCAGGUCCGGCUUUAAAAAAUUAGUUCGUUUGGGUCUUAGAAAAAAUUUCACCCUGUAUAAGCUUUUUGAAAACUCUAAUAUGAAUUUUACAAAUUAGACAAAUAGGCAAUUAAAAUGGCAUAUUUAUUUUUUCCCCACACGAUUACUUAAUUUUUUAUAAAAAAAUCAAAUUUGACUAUGAAUUAAAAGUUUGGUAAAGUGAACCAUAGAUUUAAAAAAAUUAACUUUUAUUACAAAAAUUAUUUUUUUUUAAACAAAUAUUUAAUUUAUGUUACCACCCAAUCAACUGAUUUAUUCAAACUAGAAAAAGAUCAGGUCCGGCUUUAAAAAAUUAGUUCGUUUGGGUCUUAGAAAAAAUUUCACCCUGUAUACGCUUUUUGAAAACGCUAAUAUGAAUUUUACAAAUUAGACAAAUAGGCAAUUAAAAUGGCAUAUUUAUUUUUUCCCCACACGAUUACUUAAUUUUUUAUUAGAAAAAUCAAAUUUGUCAAAAUCGCAAUUUUACCAUAAAAAUAAAAAAAAUUAAACGUUUUUCUUAAAAUUAAAAGUUACACCAUUUUUUUUUUCUAUGACACGUCUAGAUCUAAAACUCCCCAUAACACUUCUCUUUGGACUCUAUAGUUUAACAUAGACGUGAUCAAAUAGAUAAAUUUUAAAUUUUUUCACUUAUUUUUGAGAUUUAACUUUGCAAUUCACGAAUCUGCACCUUUUAUUUUUAAAAAUUCAUAACUUUUACGAGAAGCAGACUGAAAGUCUACAACAAUUUUCAUAGUCUUCACAAUGGUAAGAGAUAUGUGCUGUAAAAAUUUCAGAAAAAAACAUUAAAAUGGAACAGAGUUGUAGCGAGUUUAUUAAACCGUGAUUUCAUUUUUUUUUUUUUCAUUUUUAGGUUAAAAUUCCGAUUUUGACAAAUUUGAUUUUUUAAUAAAAAAUUAAGUAAUCGUGUGGGGAAAAAAUAAAUAUGCCAUUUUAAUUACCUAUUUGUCUAAUUUGUAAAAUUCAUAUUAGAGUUUUCAAAAAGCGUAUACAGGGUGAAAUUUUUUCUAAGACCAAAACGAACUAAUUUUUUAAAUCCGGGCUUGAUUUUUUUUCUAGUUUGAAUAAAUCAGUUUUGGGUGGUAAUAUAAAUUAAAUAUUUGUUCAAAAAAAAAAUAAUUUUUUUAAUAAAAGUUAAUUUUUUUAAAUAUAUGGUUCACUUUAUUUACCAAACUUUUAAUUAUUCAUAGUCAAAUUUGAUUUUUUUAUAAAAAACUAAGUAAUCGUGUGGGGAAAAAAUAAAUAAGCCAUUUUAAUUGCCUAUUUGUCUGAUUUGUAAAAUUCAUAAUAGAGUUUUCAAAAAGCGUAUACAGGGUGAAAUUUUUUCUAAUACCCAAACGAUCUAAUUUUUUAAAGACGGACCUGAUUUUUUUCUAGUUUAAAUAAAUCAGUUGAUUGGGAGGUAACAUAAAUUAAAUAUUUGUUUAAAAAAAAUUAUUUUUGUAAUAAAAGUUAGUUUUUUAAAUCUAUGGUUCACUUUACCAAACUUUUAAUUCAUAGUCAAAUUUGAUUUUUUUAUAAAAAAUUAAGUAAUCGUGUGGGGAAAAAAUAAAUAUGCCAUUUUAAUUGCCUAUUUGUCUAAUUUGUAAAAUUCAUAUUUGAGUUUUCAAAAAGCGUAUACAGGGUGAAAUUUUUUCUAAGGCCCAAACGAACUAAUUGUUUAAAGCCGGACCUGAUUUUUUUCUAGUUUGAAUAAAUCAGUUGAUUGGGUGGUAACAUAAAUUAAAUAUUUGUUUAAAAAAAAUUAAUUUUUGUAAUAAAAGUUAAUUUUUUUAAAUCUAUGGUUCACUUUACCAAACUUUUAAUUCAUAGUCAAAUUUGAUUUUUUUAUAAAAAAUUAAGUAAUCGUGUGGGGAAAAAAUAAAUAUGCCAUUUUAAUUGCCUAUUUGUUCAAUUUGUAAAAUUCAUAUUAGAGUUUUCAAAAAGCGUAUACAGGGUGAAAUUUUUUCUAAGACCCAAACGAACUAAUUUUUUAAAGCCGCACCUGAUUUUUUUCUAGUUUGAAUAAAUCAGUUUAUUAGGUGGUAAUAGUGUAACGAUUGGCCAAAAUAAGAGACACAUCGAUCUGACCGUUCAAAAAUUAUGACGAAUACAAAUUUCUGUCAAAAUGCGAAACUCGCCCUGUAUAUUAUUAAACAAUGGGAGCAGACACUUUUUAAUGGUCAUUUGUUAUUCCCCAUAGGAGCCUCUAUACGAGGUAGGAGUAUGUAGAGUUCCUCAUGACUCACCCUGUAGUGUGUUAAAUUGUUUAAAUUUGUUAGUACCUGUUUGUAUAUCUAUUCUUUAUAAUAAUUAACUUUUAAAUUAAUUUUGUCAAAAUUUUGUAAUGUAGGUAUUUUUUUGACUUGUCAAAAACAACAAAAUUUUGUAUAUUUGAUUAAAUAAAUUCUAUUCUAUCUUCAUUUUUAAGAA